Messenger RNA from Macrobrachium nipponense, 773 nucleotides. RefSeq lists its product as uncharacterized. The transcript has 4 exons. Gene Ontology annotation, biological process: chromosome segregation. Bases 109 to 699 code for a protein of 196 amino acids. The record is from RefSeq and is a predicted model, not a curated record. Lineage: Eukaryota; Metazoa; Arthropoda; Malacostraca; Decapoda; Palaemonidae. Gene Ontology annotation, cellular component: MIS12/MIND type complex.
CUACUGCUAGGCUGAGUUGAUGAGUUACUGAAUUUCAAAUGUUACAGUUAGGACUUGGUGACCGCCAGUUUAUUUGAAGCUGCACUUUGUUCUCAAUUUUCAAUCGUCAUGGCCAACAAAGGACUGAAGAUUGAUCCAUCAGAAGGAACAAGAUUACGAACCCUCAAGGAAUCCAUCAAUAACAGUGUCGAGAAAAUCUUAGGAGGAUAUAAAGCAUCCGUUUAUGCUAAGUGUUUCCCAUCUUUAAUUCCAAAGAAUGAAGCAGCUCUUGAAACAGUUAGGGUAACUCUGGUUGAUAAAGUUCGAGAUGCAAUGUAUGAAGACCUCCAGCAAUUGAUUGAUAAUAGUGUAGCUGAACCUCUAGAGCAGUUGAGAAUUUUGGUCAAGAACCAUUCAGGACCAAAGGACGUACAAGCGUGGAGACCAUCAGGUGAUCCUGUGUCAGAUAUUCGUGCCCAUGAUGCAAAGGUUUUGCAGCAUGAAAAGCAGCGACUAGUAGAAGCAGUUACCCAGGAACAAAAGAAAUCUGAAGAGUUGUUAAUGAAGGUCAAAGCAGGUCGAGAGCAGUGUCACAAAAAUAGCCAGGAAAUCCAGAAUUGUCUGUCAGAACUAUCAGAGGUCCAAGACUUGUGCAACUCCUUAUCUAAAAACUAUAUGGUAUCAUCUUGUGAAGAGGCUGUUACAGAUUUUGUGCAAUAAACUUUUUUCAGGUUUAAGGCUUGGUAUGGUUUUAAAAAAGAAGAGAUCAGAUCAGGUUGUUAGAGCCCUCACUC